Messenger RNA from Pecten maximus, 955 nucleotides. RefSeq lists its product as uncharacterized. NCBI's taxonomy places the organism in Eukaryota, Metazoa, Mollusca, Bivalvia, Pectinida, Pectinidae. The record is from RefSeq and is a predicted model, not a curated record. The coding region runs from base 1 to 735 and encodes 244 amino acids. The transcript has 5 exons.
AUGGCGACAGGAAAGAUAUUGCUAGGAGAAGAUGUGUUCCUGGUCCUGAUCGUCAUAUUUUAUGCUAUAAAAUCUGAAAGUAACGUGGCUAUGAAUAAAGCAACAAAACAAAGUAGUGUCUUUGGGGACGGUAGAUAUAAAGCCAGUAGCGUUGUAGAUAAUUGUCUAACUGACUUCGAUGCUGGUUGUUGUACACAUACGAAGGAAGGUCACAACACAGUCUGGUGGCGUGUUGAUCUGGGAGACUUGAUGACCAUUAAUAGGAUCACAAUAUAUUACAGAGAUGGAUCUCAACACAGAUUGGCAGGAUAUCAGCUUUAUUUAUCCAAUACCACCAUCACACCAACAGAUGGUGUCCUCUGUUUUCAAGACACUAGUAGCACUAGAAGUGCGGUACAGCUGGUGGUGACACACCAGUGUCCGUAUGUAGGUCGGUAUGUGACCGUGUACAACCAUAGAAACCCAAAACGAUACAACUGGUAUAGUGAUGACGCUAUUCUGGAGUUAUGUGAGGUACAGGUGUUUGGAUGUCAAGUAGGGAGAUAUGGUGAUGGUGACUGUAACAAUGACUGUUCGGAAGCGUGUUAUGGUGGUAACUGUAAUUCCACAACAGGUGCCUGUUUCUAUUGCUUCGCAGGAAAAUAUGGCGUUGACUGUGACUCUGAUUGUCCUGAGAAUUGUAAAGGCGGACUUUGUACUAAGGAUACUGGCAUUUGUUUAGGUAAAUUCGGAUAGCCAUUGCGAACGAGUGUUUCGUUGUACUUCUUAGAUUAGCAUGCGAUAAUACCACCAUUUACUCAUGCCAUCACCAAAUACAGGUACCAUGCACUUUUGUCUAUGCCCCGGGUGAUUGUGGACCAGUCUACAAUGCACAACGCACUUAUUGUUCGAUCGGAAUGGCCACGUGAUCUAAAACUUGUACAGCAUUAACAUUGGUCGAAAGAUUUUCAAAACG